UGACUAUUACUAGCGACGCCGUCGUAUUAAAGUUCGAACUUCGAACGAAGAAGUUCGUUGACGUUGAACAGUUGAGCUACGCGGCGAUCAUGGUAGUUGGUGGCAGAUAAUGGAGGUGGAGGUACCAGAGUGUCCGGUGUGCCUGCAAUCAUACGACGGAGAGUACGCAAUCCCACGCGUACUCUCUUGCGGCCACACGGCCUGUGAGUCGUGCCUCACGCACCUCCCUCAGAAGUACCCAAACACCGUUCGCUGCCCGGCGUGUACGCAACUCGUGAAGUACCCACCACAGGGCCCCUCCGGUCUUCCCAAAAACAUCGACCUCCUCCGCCUCCAACCAAACUCCCCAAAACCCCACAAACAAUCCCGAAAUGACCCCCUUGUCCCUGAAGAGCAACUUGGAUACGAAUUCCUUCCUCAUUUGUGGUCUGAUGAAUUCUACACUUGCUGGAAGAACAGGAUUCUUCCAAAAGAAUCGGUUUUGAGGAAAUCUGGAGCAGAAGAAGAGCCUUUUUCUGGGAGUUUUACAGAGGAUGAAAGUAAAUCGGUGAGUCUUGUUCGGGUAUGUGCUCUAUCGCGUGAGAGUGAUGAUUCUGUGUUUAAGUUUAGCUAUGGUGCGAGGGUCAUGAGAUGUUUGAAUGAUAUGAGAGAGGAGGUAAGAGAUGAACUGUUGUUGCUCUUGGGAGCUUGUUUGAAAUGUCGCCGAAUUUGCAGAAUCCAUGGCUUGUGGGGAGACUUGGAAGAUGGUUCUUUGUAUAUAGUGUCUGAGAGGCUCCAAAAGUUGAAUAAUUUUGAAGACGGGUUGGUUGGUGAAAGUAAUGAUGGGUUGUGUGGUUUUGCAAUGAUAUGUAUGGAGAUAUGUGAAGGGGUGAUUGAAUUGAAUUUGAAAGGAGUGAUCCUGGGUUGUUUGGGUCUUUCUUGCUUUAAGUUUGAUGAGUUUGGACAUGUGUGUGUUGAUCUCAAUGAGGUUUUGGUAAUGGGAAGGGCGUGUAAUGGUAUUAUAGACGCUGUUUUAGAAGAGAAUAGUGUUGAUCGGCGCCGGCAGCAUAUGCUAGCAUUUUUAACUUCUCUUUCAAAAACUGAGGUGUUUUUGAGCCCAGAGAUUUUUUAUGAACUAACUGGUAUAAACCCUGAUUGUAUGCAACAUUCUGUCGGACGUGGCUCAGAUGUAUGGUCGUUAGCUUGCGUUUUUGUCAGACUUCUUAUUGGGAGAAAAUUCAGUGAAGAGCUCAUGGAUUAUGUCCAUCAUGGUAUUCCAGAAGGAAAUGAUGGGAAUGGUUUAAACUGUGUGGAUCAUUAUGAGCGUUGGGUGGCGAAAAUAAGGUCUCUGCUGGAAACUAAAUUUGGGACAGAUUCUGUUUCUUUACAGAAAAUUCUUUGUCAAUGUCUGAAUUUUGAUCCAGCCAGUCGUCCUCUAGUAACUGAUUUGUGGAAGUGCAUCAGCGAGCUGAUUAUUAGACCUCAGUUUGGUUCUAUGUCCAGAUUACAAGGGAUAGUUUUCGACAAGGCAAAGAAGGGUCAUUGUUUGGUUCUUGCCGAUCUUUGUACGUUAACAUUGCCCAAGGAAAACGUAGGACGAAAUGAUAAAGAUGAGUUGCUGGGGGCAAAAGAUUGUGAUGGAGCUGACUUUGAUCAUUCUGGACCAAUAAGGGCUGACAAAGAAAUAGUUGAAGGCAUCUCUGAGGGAAAUGUCAAAUUCAAAAGUAUACAAGGACACAUGGAUUGUAUUACAGGAUUAGCUGUUGGAGGGGGAUUUCUUUUUAGUUCUUCAUAUGAUAAAUCAAUCCAAGUAUGGUCUUUGCAGGAUUUCUCUCAUGUACAUACAUUUAAAGGUCAUGAGCACAAAGUCAUGGCUUUAGUUUAUGUGGAUGAAGAGAAACCAUUGUGUAUAAGUGGUGAUAGUGGUGGUGGUGUAUUCUUGUGGAAGAUUAGUAUACCUCUGGGGCAAGAACCAUCAAAGAAAUGGUACGAAGAAAAAGAUUGGCGUUAUAGUGGCAUUAACUGCUUGACGACUGCAGGGAAUGGAUAUCUCUACACUGGCAGUGGAGAUAAGUCAAUAAAAGCAUGGUCUUUGAAGGAUUCCACUUUGUCGUGUACAAUGACUGGCCAUAAAUCAGCAGUUUCCACCCUUGCUGCUUGUGAUGGAGUUCUUUAUAGCGGGAGUUGGGAUGGAAUGAUUCGGUUGUGGAGUCUGACUGAUCAUAGUCUUUUGACAGUGUUAGGAGAAGACACGCCUGGAAAGUUGAACUCAGUCUUGUCCAUUACUUCUGACAAUCAUAUGCUUAUUGCUACUUUUGAUAAUGGAUCAAUCAAGAUUUGGAGGAAUGAUGUUUUCUUGAAGUCCACACAAGUCCACGAUGGGGCCAUCUUCGCCAUCAGCAUGGAGGGGAAAUGGCUGUUUACAGGGGGCUGGGACAAAAAUGUCAAUGUUCAGGAAUUGUCAGGGAAUGAGUUUCAAGUCAAUUCUAUACCAGUUGGAUCAAUCCCUUGUGGUUCCGUUAUUACAAGUUUGCUGUACUGGCGAGGAAGGCUUUUUGUUGGAUGCGCUGAUAGAACUAUCAAGGAGAAUAUUGGUCGUGUGAGUAAGAAAUUGAGUGAUUUUACGAGCUUGAACUAUUGGGUACUGAGGGAUUAUUAUCGUCUUGUGGAUGCUGUUAAUGCCAUUGAGCCGCAGAUUCAGAGGCUUUCUGAUGAGCAGUUGACUGCCAAAACCCUGGAGUUCAAAGAGAGGUUGAGACAAAGGGAGACGCUAGCAGAUAUUCAAGCUGAGGCAUUUGCUGUUGUUCGUCAAGCCGCAAGAAGGAAGCUUGGAAUGCGCCAUUUUGAUGUGCAGAUCAUUGGUGGAGCGGUGCUUCAUGAUGGAUCCAUUGGUGAGAUGAAAACAGGCGAGGGAAAAACAUUGGUUUCAACAUUAGCUGCAUAUCUUAAUGCACUAACUGGUGAAGGUGUUCAUGUGGUCACAGUGAAUGACUACUUGGCUCAACGUGAUGCUGAGUGGAUGGGUUGUGUUCAUCGUUUCUUAGGUCUCUCUGUGGGCCUUAUUCAGAGAGGCAUGACAGCUGAAGAAAGGAGAUCAAAUUAUAGAUGUGAUAUAACAUACACCAAUAAUUCUGAGCUUGGUUUUGAUUACCUGCGAGAUAAUCUUGCUAACAAUGGAGAACAACUUGUGAUGAGAUGGCCGAAGCCAUUUCAUUUUGCUAUAGUUGAUGAGGUUGAUUCAGUUCUCAUUGAUGAAGGAAGAAAUCCAUUGUUAAUAAGCGGUGAGGCCAAUCAAGAUGCUGCAAGAUAUCCAGUUGCGGCUAAAGUUGCCGAGCUGCUUAUUCGAGGCAUUCACUACAAUGUGGAGCUGAAAGAUAAUUCGGUGGAGUUGACUGAGGAAGGAAUAGCACUAGCUGAAAUGGCUCUUGAAACAAAUGAUUUAUGGGAUGAAAAUGAUCCUUGGGCAAGAUUUGUGAUGAAUGCUUUGAAAGCUAAAGAGUUUUAUCGACAAGAUGUCCAAUACAUUGUUAGGAAUGGAAAGGCUCUCAUAAUCAAUGAGUUAACUGGUAGGGUUGAAGAGAAAAGGAGAUGGUCUGAUGGAAUUCACCAGGCUGUAGAGGCUAAAGAAGGCCUGAAAAUUCAGGCUGAUUCAGUUGUUGUAGCACAAAUUACAUACCAAUCACUCUUUAAGCUCUACCCAAAGCUGUCAGGAAUGACUGGAACUGCAAAAACAGAAGAAAAGGAGUUCUUGAAAAUGUUUCAAACGCCAGUGAUUGAAAUGCCCACAAAUCUGCCAAAUAUUCGUAAAGAUUUGCCAACACAAGCUUUUGCUACUGCUCGAGGGAAAUGGGAAUAUGUUGGUCAAGAAGUCGAAUACAUGUUUAGGCAGGGCCGUCCUGUUUUAGUUGGGACCACCAGUGUUGAGAAUUCUGAAUAUCUGUCAGAUCUACUGAAGCAACAGGGAAUCCCACACAAUGUCCUGAAUGCACGACCGAAGUAUGCUGCAAGAGAAGCAGAAGUUGUUGCCCAGGCAGGUCGAAAAUACGCCAUUACAAUUUCCACAAAUAUGGCAGGCAGAGGCACUGAUAUAAUUCUCGGAGGAAAUCCACAAAUGCUGGCAAAACAAAUCAUGGAGGACAGUUUGCUUUCAUUUCUAACACAGGAAGCUCCUAAUGAUGAAGCUGGCAGCUCGAUCAUUUCACAAAAGGUUUUGUCAAAGUUAAAGAUUGGAUCAACAUCAUUGUCUUUGCUGGCUAAGACAGCUCUUAUGGCCAAAUAUGUUGGGAAAAGUGAGGGUAAGAGUUGGACCUAUCAGGAGGCAAAGUCAAUGAUAUCAGAGUCUGUGGAAAUGAGUCGAUCAAUGGAUUUGAAAGGGCUACAGAAGCUUGUUGAAGAAGAGGCUGAGAUGUACCCUCUUGGUCCUUCUAUAGCACUUGCUUAUUUGUCAGUCCUGAAGGAUUGUGAAGUACACUGCAUCAAUGAAGGAUCUGAAGUGAAAAGGCUUGGGGGCCUUCACGUGAUUGGGACAUCUUUGCAUGAGUCCCGCAGAAUUGAUAAUCAGCUUCGUGGCAGAGCAGGAAGGCAAGGGGAUCCGGGAUCUACGCGGUUUAUGGUUAGUUUGCAGGAUGAGAUGUUUCAGAAAUUCAAUUUUGAUACAGAAUGGGCUGUGAAACUUAUCUCAAAAAUUACAAAUGAUGAAGAUAUACCAAUUGAAGGUGGCGCAAUUGUAAAACAGCUUCUAGCCCUUCAAAUCAAUGCAGAGAAAUACUUCUUUGGCAUAAGAAAGAGCCUGGUUGAGUUUGACGAAGUAUUGGAGGUACAAAGGAAGCAUGUCUAUGACCUUAGGCAAUUGAUUUUAACGGGCGAUGACGAAAGUUGUUCCCAACACCUAUUCCAGUACAUGCAAGCAGUGGUGGAUGAAAUUGUCCUGGGCAAUGUUGAUCCUCUAAAGCAUCCAAGAAGUUGGAGUCUGGGUAAGCUCUGGAAUGACUUCAUCUCAGUUACAGGGAAAAUAUUAAAUGACGAGUUUCCAGCAAUUGAUGAGGAGCUCUUAUUGAAAUCUCUAUCCCAGCUGCAAGAAUCAAGCUUUAUAGAUAUUGACAACUUCAACCUUCCAAACUUGCCAAAGCCUCCAAAUGCCUUUAGGGGGAUCCGAAGGAAGAGUUCUUCGCUAAGACGGUGGCUAGAUAUCUGUUCUGAUGAUUUGACUAGGAAUGGUAGGUACCGAGCAAGCACUAAUAUUCUGCGCAAAUACCUCGGUGAUGUUCUAAUUGGUUCAUAUUUGGAUGUUGUACAAGAAUCUAGUUACGAUGAUGCCUAUGUGAAGGAAAUAGAGAGAGCAGUCCUUGUGAAGACUCUUGACUGUUUCUGGAGGGAUCAUCUUGUAAACAUGAAUAGGCUCAGUUCAGCGGUGAAUGUAAGAAGUUUUGGCCAUAGGAAUCCUCUUGAAGAAUAUAAAAUUGAUGGAUGUCGAUUUUUCAUUUCAAUGCUUAGUGCAACUAGAAGAUUAACGGUAGAAUCACUCUUGAGUUACUGGGCAUCACCUAUGGAGUCCCAAGAAAUUUUUGCAUCAUAAAAGCAAGUGGUUGCUGUGAAGAGUUUAGUACCAUUUCUCAUCUGAUGACUGAUGGUUCUUUCUCGUGAUAAUAACAGGAGUUAGCUCUAAGUAUGCAGAAUUUAUUUAGUGAACUCAAAAAGGAAUUCCUCAACAGAAUUUGGGUAGAUUAAGGUACCUUUGCCGGCUGUACUAAAGAGCGUGAGGUUCUUGAAUUUUCACAUGUUCAAGGAUACGGGUUUGGGUAUUAGGAGGAGUUGUCGUAAAGGGUUCAAUUAUCAUUUUGCUUGUUGUGCCAUUAUAUUUGCUAAAUGUAGAUAUCAAAAUCAGACCUUCCAUUAUUUAUUCCAUUUGUCUUGUUUGUAACAGCUGCUGUUGUAAUAUCAUUCCAUUGUUUUGUAUUGAGGAGAUUUCACAGCUCAGGUUUUAUUCUUAUACAUCGUUCAUAUUUGGAACUCUUGUAAAACUUAUUGGUAAGUUUAUAGUUUAUGUAUGGUUCCUUUGCAGUUCGGAAUAGGUAAAA
Messenger RNA from Tripterygium wilfordii, 6056 nucleotides. RefSeq names its product protein translocase subunit SECA2, chloroplastic. Gene Ontology annotation, biological process: protein phosphorylation; protein import; protein targeting. Gene Ontology annotation, cellular component: membrane; chloroplast envelope. The record is from RefSeq and is a predicted model, not a curated record. Gene Ontology annotation, molecular function: ABC-type protein transporter activity; ATP binding; protein kinase activity. The transcript is spliced from 38 exons. The coding region runs from base 110 to 5554 and encodes 1814 amino acids. NCBI's taxonomy places the organism in Eukaryota, Viridiplantae, Streptophyta, Magnoliopsida, Celastrales, Celastraceae.